Messenger RNA from Misgurnus anguillicaudatus (oriental weatherfish), 1896 nucleotides. It is a transcript of the gene agt, whose product is annotated as angiotensinogen. NCBI's taxonomy places the organism in Eukaryota, Metazoa, Chordata, Actinopteri, Cypriniformes, Cobitidae. Gene Ontology annotation, molecular function: serine-type endopeptidase inhibitor activity. Gene Ontology annotation, biological process: regulation of apoptotic process; regulation of systemic arterial blood pressure by renin-angiotensin. The record is from RefSeq and is a predicted model, not a curated record.
ACAGAAACCACUCUAAAGCGGAACAUUGGAGAAAAUCUGAAUGUCUCAAUACUGUCAAUGAGUAACUACGGGAACUUGUCAUCCUCCUAAAUGUUAUUUAAAUAGAGGGUAAACCUUCAGUCCACUAUAGUAGAUUCAGCAGCAAGUCCUUUCAAGGUCCAGCUUGAGACUUUUCCAAUAAAUGAAGAUAAACAAGAUGUUCCUCACAAUCUUAAUGAUCUCCUGCUUUACAACGGGAAUGGCCAAUCGUGUGUAUGUCCACCCGUUCAACCUCUUUAGCUUUGAGAACAUCAGCUGUGAGGUCAUCCAGAAUGACGACCACCAGCAGGUAGAAACGGUCCAUCCACUGACUCCUCUUCAAGACAAUACUGAGCCAGACCCACGACCCAGCAGCACGGGAGCAGAUCUCAAAAACCUUACCCAACGCACAGCCGUGUUAGCAGAACUGCAAAACUCCCUGGGGUUACGCAUGUACCAGACACUUAGUGCCACACAGAAGAAUGCUAACACCGUGCUAUCACCUAAGAAUGCCUUUGGCACGUUGGUGACAUUAUUUCUUGGAGCAUCCAAAAAGACUGCCAUUUCCUACCAACAGCUGUUAGGACUUAGCCGGGAGUCAGAUCGACCAGGCUGUGAAUAUUUUAUGGAUGGACACAAAGUUCUGCGCACACUUCAGGCCCUAAGUUCACACGUGGAUGAAUCCAGACACGAGUUUAAGACGCUUGUAUGGAGUUUUGUUCACAAAGAUGCUGACCUUUCCAAAGAUUUUGUACGUGGAACACAAGACUUCUCUGAUCAAUCUUUUGUCCGUGCGGUGGACUUCUCGCAGCCUAAGGAAGCAGAGGGGCAGCUGAACAACUUUAUCCAGAAGACAUCAGGCAGCAAGGUGAAGAACAUUUUUACGAAUGUGGCUCCAGAAACUAACUUGCUUUUUGCAAGUUCAGUGCAUUUUAAAGGCAAAUGGAAAUAUGCUUCUGAUCCUAAUGCAACCACUGAGCAGCAGUUCUGGAUUGAUGAGAAAUCCAGUGUCCAAGUACCCUUGAUGAAAUAUUUUGGAGGCCACAUGUACUUAAAUGAUGCUGGCAGGAAGUGUUCAGUAGUCAGACUCAGUCUCAGUAAAAGGACCUAUAUAAUGCUAGUGUUGCCUCAUGAGAAAACCAGCCUGGAGGACAUUGAGAAGCAACUCCGAACAGAAGUCAUAUCUACAUGGAAUAAGCAUUUGAAAGAGACUCAUUUGGUGCUAUAUUUGCCAAAAUUGUCCCUGACUGCUGUGACGGAUCUGAGAUCAGUGCUAUCUAAAAUGACGGUGGAGAAAUAUCUCAUGGGCGCCGAUGCAAGUUUCAGUCGACUUAGCAGCAAGGAGAACUUUACUGUUGAUCAGGUAUUCAACAAGGAUGUGCUUGAAGUGACAGAGGAAGGAUCUGAGGUUUUCCAGAGAGAUGCCCAAACCAGCCAUGACCGUGUGCUGACAUUUAACCGGCCAUUCUUCUUUGCAGUUGUGGAGGGAAACACUAAUGCUAUACUCAUGCUGGGAAAAAUCGCCAAUCCAACUAUUUAAAACUUAGUUUUAGUGGUGGUAGAACAUACAGCAUAGCAUUUUAGUGUGUUUAGUAAUAAGCUUCCAUUUAAGUAAUAACUGUAAAUGAAAUAUUAAAAUAAUGGCCAUCAUCAGGUUAAAGUGACCCAGCCACACAAUUUUUUUUAGACAACUUUGUCAUUGCUUGCUGUAUAACAUGAAAUAUGAAUACAAAGACUUGCUGUGUGAAACAAAUAAACGUUUAAUAUUUAUCAAAAACUAUUUUGGUUAAAUUAAGGUAAUUUUACCCAGAAUGAUCAUUUCAACAAAAAUGUUAUUAACCAGUUAUACUGUCAAUAAAAGCAACUGAAAUACUAUAA